Molecule: messenger RNA, 825 nt
Organism: Hevea brasiliensis (rubber tree)
Lineage: Eukaryota; Viridiplantae; Streptophyta; Magnoliopsida; Malpighiales; Euphorbiaceae
Product: transcription repressor OFP17
Exons: 1
Coding region: 81-659 (192 amino acids)
Biological process (GO): negative regulation of DNA-templated transcription
Source: RefSeq, a predicted model, not a curated record
UUCUCCUUAAAAAGUACUUAGAAGCAACAGACACCACCAUCCGAUCCCAUUUCUUCAACCACACUUCCCAAUAAUUAGAGAUGAAAGUGAAAGCAUUAGUUGCCUUCCAAUCCAAGCUUUUCAGCCCAUGCAGAAAUAUAUUUUUAUUCUUCAGAAUCAAACUCGGAAAACCUAUCUUCAUAAGAGCUUUCGGAUUUCGUGCUCAACGCAACAAGACUAGAAAAACUCUUACAAGGAAUCGAAUGUCUACUGCCUUGUUUUCAUUUUUCCGCUCCCCUAAGCAUUCAAGACAGAUGGACAGAGUUGGGGAGCUUAGAAGUGUUUCCAAAGAAGAGCACGAUAGAAAGUUCUUUCCAUCACCAAAGCUCUUUCAGUCACCUCUUACUCCAGCCUAUAUCAAAGCCAGCAGAGUUGCCAUGAAGGAAGCCUUUGGCAAUGAAGACAUAGAAGAUGCAUGCAGAAGUUUUGAGAACUAUUUGGUGGAGAUGAUAGUUGAAGAGGGAAAAGUGAGGGACUUGACGGAUGUGGAAGAGCUUCUGUAUUGCUGGAAGAAUCUCAAGUGUCCUCUCUUCAUUGAUUUGGUGUGUAGAUUCUAUGGAGAACUAUGCAAGGACCUGUUCUCCCCAGAGGAUGACAAUGAUACUGAUACUGCAAACUGACUCUGCAUCUAAACUUUGCUCCCCCACGCACCCCACCCUUUUCCCUCUUCCAAGAAAAGGAAUGAAGAAGAAGAAGACGAAGAAGAAGCAGCAGCUUUCUUUGAUUUAACUGUAUUAGAUCAUUGUAACACAGUAGAUAAUUGAAGGAAUAAAGCCAAUUUUCAAA